AUGGGCGGGCCGUGCAAGAUUCUAGGAGACGACGGUGGCAUUUCAGACGCACCCGCGUGCACAGACAACUUCUUCGUUCGGCCGUACAGGCUGAACGGUGCGCAGUGGCAGAGCGCGGAACAGUUUUUCCAGGCUUUCAAGUAUCAAGACCAGGAGAUGGUGCAGAAAUUCCAGGAGAGCGUCCCAGAAGAAGGUACAAGCUCUUGGGCAUACGGCUGCUUCAUGGCCCGAAUGGGUCAGGAGCGCCACCCGUCGUUCCGCAAUAAUUGGGAGCAGAUUAAAGCUGAAGUCAUGUACCGGGCUAAGCGGGCUCAAAUUGCGCAGCAUCCAGAUUUGAAAGAAGAGCUCAUUUCGACUGGGGGCCAUGUUCUCAUUCACGAGGAUGGCAACGCUUUCUGGUCGGAGUGGAAUGGCAAAUGUAUGGCGCGUAUUCGCGACGAGGUCAUGCCCGAUGGAAGGCACCCAGAGGGUGACCAGAAGCGAGAUAGUGAUCUUGAGGCGUUGGUCGUUGAGUACGCAAAGGUCAUCGAGAACGAGGCUUUCUUUGCCGAUUGCCCAGAGCUUAUGCACGCGGAGUGCCUCGGCAGGUGGGUCCAGCGCCGCGGCGCCGCGCCGCUGCCGGACCGCUGCUGCCGGUGCCCGUCGGCCCCCAGCGGCCAGGCCCCCGCGGCGAGCUGCGCCGACCCGGAAGCCCCGGCCCUGGACGGCUGCGGCGGGAGUCGGGUCUUCGAGGCAGACAUGAUUAGUACGCCUUCGCCCGAGCCGCCGUGA
Prorocentrum cordatum is the source of this 771-nucleotide messenger RNA. Lineage: Eukaryota; Dinophyceae; Prorocentrales; Prorocentraceae. The record is from the annotation of a GenBank genome assembly.